Messenger RNA from Arabidopsis arenosa, 1083 nucleotides. The record is from the annotation of a GenBank genome assembly. Lineage: Eukaryota; Viridiplantae; Streptophyta; Magnoliopsida; Brassicales; Brassicaceae.
UCAGAGCUAAGACUAAGAGCGUGAAAACAAUACCACACUCCGAUAAAUAAUAAGAGACACAGAGAGAGAAACGGUGACAGUGACAUAGUCGGAAAAAAUGGCGUCAUGGAUGAAGGCGGUGCUAAUCUCUACUGGUUUCGUAGCCACGGCUAUGCAUCUAAAGGUUAUUGUUCCUGUGGCUUUAGAUUUCUCACAAGAUCCGAUUAUCUUGAGCUCUUUCCUCACGUGGCUGAAACCGCCGUAUCUUUACGUCAUCACCAACGUCAUCAUCAUCGUUAUCGGAGUUUCUUACCGGAUUACUACUGUCUCCAGCCACGUCGACGGCAAAGACUACGAGGCUUCUUACAGUGGUGACAAUAAGUUUCAGACUGAUCAUCAGCAGAUCGUCGAACGACCUACUCUCCGACAGCGGACGGAGACGAAAGAUGCGGAUUUUGGUUUCAUCGGCAAAGUUUUGCAGAUCGUUAAGGAGCCGGAGGUUGUGUAUGAAGAGAAGGAGAGGCCGGCGACGGUAGAGGAGGAGGUGGAGAAGAAGUGUUUAGUGGUGGUGAGCAAAUCGGAAAAUCAACCUCCGGUGGAGAAGCCUCUUGUUACGGCUAGGAUCGGCCAACGGAAACCGGUGGUUAAGACUACACCAGCAGAAAGGAAUUCCAUGAGAGCGUUAAGAGUGGCGAAGCCGAAGCGUAACGAGACGUUAGAGAAUACGUGGAAGAUGAUCAUGGAAGGCAACAAGUCAACGCUUCCGUUGACCAGUUAUUACAAGAGACCUGACACGUUCGGACUUGGUGGCGAAGAGACAAAACUAUCUGGUGGUUUGAAGAAAUCGGAGUCGUUUAGUGACAGAACUAAUAGUGACCAGUCUCUACCGUCGCCACCGCCGCCGCUAGUGAAGGUGAAGAAGGUGAAAGUGACUCGGAGUCGGGAUGAGCUUAACCGGAGAGUAGAAGCGUUUAUAAAAAAAUGCAACGACGAGAGGUUCGCGUCGAUGAGACUGGACAACGAAGUGGCUCGUCAUGGUCUUUCGUAUUAAAAUCAUUUUCUUCAUAAUUUUUUGUUGUCUUUCAAUACACGACAAUAACAAGU